Molecule: messenger RNA, 1668 nt
Organism: Panicum hallii
Lineage: Eukaryota; Viridiplantae; Streptophyta; Magnoliopsida; Poales; Poaceae
Product: UDP-glycosyltransferase 72B1-like
Exons: 1
Coding region: 139-1632 (497 amino acids)
Molecular function (GO): UDP-glycosyltransferase activity
Source: RefSeq, a predicted model, not a curated record
UCCUGCCAUUUUAGUGCUCUACUUCAGUAGCCAGCGCGAUGUCCCCGUCCUCUUAGUCAGAAGCACCAGCCACGCGGGUCCUUGUGCUUCAGCUCGCCCCACGGCCGGCGCUGCUGCCCGCCGGAGCCUCUGCGAUCGAUGGAGUCGAAAUUGGCCACCAGCGCCGAUGCCCCGCCGCGGCCGCACGUCGUGCUAGUCGCCAGCCCCGGCGCCGGCCACCUCAACCCGAUGGCGGAGCUGGCGCGGCGCCUCGUCGCGCGCCUCGGCCUCGCGGCCACGCUCGUCACCUUCACGGGUCUCUCCGCCGCCGGCACGGACGCGCACUCCGCGGCCGCCCUCUCUUCCCUCCGCGACGCCGGCGUGGACACCGCCGUGCUCCCCGCCGCCCCGCUCGAAGGCCUCCCGGCCGGCGCCCGCGUCGAGACCGCGCUCUUCGAGCUCAUCGCCCGCUCCGUCCCGCGCCUCCGCGCCCUGCUCCGCGACAUCGGCUCCGCGGCCCCGCUCGCGGCGUUGGUCCCGGACUUCUUCGCCGCGGCGGUGCUGCCCCUCGCCGCCGAGCUCGGUGUGCCGGGAUACCUCUUCUUCCCCGUCAGCCUCUGCGUGCUCUCCUUCGUGCGCCGCGCCGUGGAGCUCAACGACGGCGCUGCGCCCGGCGAGUACCGUGAGCUACCGGACGCUCUCCGGCUCCCCGGGGGCGUGUCGCUGCGCCGCGAGGACUACGCGGACGGGUUCCAGAGCAGCAAAGAGCCGCUCUACGCGCAGCUCAUCGAGGAGGGCCGCCGGUACCGCGCCGCCGACGGCAUCCUGGUGAACACCUUCUACGAGAUGGAGCCCGGCAACGUGGAGGAGCUCAGGCAGGUGGCAGAGCAAGGCACGUUCCCGCCUGCUUACCCUGUGGGGCCGUUCGUGCGAUCGAGCUGCGGCGAAGACGCCGCAUCGCCGUGCAUAGAGUGGCUGGACAGGCAGCCGACGGGGUCCGUGGUGUACGUCUCCUUCGGGAGCGCCGGAACGCUGUCUGUGGAGCAGACCGCCGAGCUCGCCGCCGGGCUGGAGGACGGCGGCCACAGGUUCCUCUGGGUCGUGCGCAUGCCAAGCCUGGACGGAGAACAUUCCGACUUGGGGAAAACCCGCGCAGACGACGAGAGCGAUCCCUUGGCAUGGCUUCCUGAGGGCUUCUUGGACCGGACGAGCUGCCGCGGCCUCGCCGUGGCGUCGUGGGCGCCGCAGGUGCGCGUGCUGUCCCACCCGGCGACGGCUGUGUUCGUGUCCCACUGCGGCUGGAACUCGGCGCUGGAGAGCGUCGCGUCCGGCGUGCCGAUGGUCGCGUGGCCGCUGCGAGCGGAGCAGCGGGUGAACGCCGCGGUCCUGUCGGAGAAGGCCGGCGCGGCGCUGCGCCCGCGCGCCGCCCGCGCGGACGGGCUGAUCGGGCGCGAGGAGGUCGCGGCGGCGGUGCGGGAGCUGAUGGAGGGGGAGAAGGGCCGCGCCGUGCGGCGCCGGACGGGGGACCUGCGGCAGGCGGCGGACGUGGCGUGGGCGCCCGAGGGCUCGUCGCGGCGGGCGAUGGAGGAGGUCGCCGGCAGGUGGAAGGCGGCGGCGUUCGGCGGACGUGCACGGGGGGCCAUGGUAAUGUGACGUGAUGGGUUUCGUGACCGUCAGCGUACUUGUUUC